This is a messenger RNA of Xyrichtys novacula (pearly razorfish), 13297 nucleotides long. Lineage: Eukaryota; Metazoa; Chordata; Actinopteri; Labriformes; Labridae. The record is from the annotation of a GenBank genome assembly.
AUGACGGCGCCCCCUGCUGAAGACUACUACUGCCGUCAGUUCCAGCCCAACACCUUUGACCCCUCCCGCUGCAGCUCCUGCCUGAGGCCGGAUCAUAUGCACCUCUGCACCAACACCACCGCUGAUGCUGGACAGGACAGCACACAAGAGUGGGUAUGUACAUGAGUCAUUCAGUUUUUUUUUCGUUUUUUUUUCUGAUAAACAAAUUUAAGCUUCUAUCUCACACUUCUACAAAUUAGACAUGAAAGUGCUUCAGACAACACUGGUGAGAAACAAAGACUCCCAUUCAGGACUUUUUUUAUUAAUUUUAAUUAUGUGUCAUGUUGAUUGUUUUUCUUGUGAUCCUGAAAUCGAUGACUGUGGCUGAAUCUGCACACUGUAAGGGUGGUUACAUACUAUGAUGGGCAGGCUACUUGUAAAAUGUUGUGAGCUAAGGUAGUUGUUGUUUUUGUUAAAUUUAUCUUCUCUACACCAAAGUUACCUCCAAAGACAUGUAGCAAGCUAAGCUACAGCAACAGGGCAAGAGUAGUUAAGCUAGUUCCAUAUUGAAAAUCAACUGAGGUUACGACAUGUUACACAUCGACUCUUGUGUGUGGCAACAGUACUGCUGAUUCCUAGAAACCACAAUCCAUUUGAUCUGGAUUCCUCAAUUGUCAGACCCUUGCUUUGAUGCUGAAUUUUCUCAUGAUAGCGAGUUAUUAUCUUCCUGGUAAUGUGAGGAUUCACUGGAAUUAUUACUGGAUGCCUCAGAGGUAUUGAGUGUUGAGUUUUUCAGUCUACCUCCUACCUUGAGGAUCAUCUUGUUCAAAUAAGGAGUUCAUGUGGUACAGCUUACUCUGGGAUGGAAACUGUUUUCCAUUGCUGAGAAACUUGACUUCCUCUGGACACACUUGUCUCUCACUCUUGUACAGUCCUGUGACCUGUUGACCUGUCCCCCGUUGCACAUUGAAGAAGGUGUACCUGUGUGACUUUACACCACAGAGAAAACUUUGACAUGCAGGCGGUCAGGCUUAAUUGCUUUGAGGUUUACUCAAAGUACAGUACUUUUACCCUUUUUACUUCAUGGUCUCCCUACUUUGCCUCUGCAGCUGAAGUUUAGACCUUCUCCCGUAAGAACUGAGGUCCUAUAGACCAAUUUGGUGAGCAAAGUUCACAUGCUCUUGAAGGUCUUGAUGCAAGGUCUGCAGGGUUUUGGUCUGCAGAAAUAUAUCUCCACUGCAGAGGAGCUGUGCUGAGGUGAAUCUGAGGUGCAUCUUUUGUAUCCUGUUCGACACAAAUGUGCGGAAGCUACAUGUGUCAUUGUACACUGAGAACAAAAAACUCACAACAAGAAUCUAGACAUAUUAGUCACAGAUUAAGAAAGACAGUUUAAGGAAACAUCAUUGGAAGGUGAGAUUUUAAAAAAAAAUCAUAUUCAGAUAAAAAAAUCUCCUUUUGUAGUUUGUUGAUAAAUACAGAAUUUAUUUAACCAGGAAUCUAACAAUGGAAAAAUUGCAUAUUGAGUACAAAAUGUGCAACAGGGGACAUUGUGUACGAUAGUUCAAGAUACAGGCAUGAUAAAACAGACUGGAUUCAUGAUGUCAGCAGUAGCACAAACUGAAACUACUGUAGACAGGGAAGGAGGAUUAUACUAGAAGUUGGCAUUUGAUUCUGAAUCAUAAAUUAAUAAAAGCUAAUUACUUAUGGGUGGUAAUCUAAGAUGCCUGUUCAAUACAUGCAAACAGUUCCCCUAAAAGUACCUACCUGACCUACCCAAACAAAGUUCUUUUAUCAGUUUUAUUACUUAAAUGUAAAUGUUUUAGUUUUAAGACAAAACAAUACAGCUUCCUGUAAAAAAUCAAGGAUUUAAAGAAGGAGUACAUAUUUUUGGAGGAUGAUUGUGAAUGAGAUUUUUAAAAAAUGAAGGCAGGAGGAUUAAGAUAAAGGUGAGAAAGACGUCGAAUGGGCGGUCUUGGUGAUGCAAAAGCACUGGAGCAAUGAAAUAAUGAUGAGCAUGACCGGGGACUAGCUUAAGUUACGUCCUGUGUGCACUAAAAGUAUAAGCCUAGCUAAUGCUGAAUGGAGAGAAGGAGGAAGAAGUUGCUUCGAGACUUGACUGAAGAUUUGGCUUGAAGGCAGUGAGAAGUUACAGUAAGUAAGUUUUCCGUCUUGUUUGGAUUUAGGAUGUUAGUUAGAUAUUUGUACAGAUGUAAUGAAUGUUUGCAGGUUAAUUGUAUAUUGAUCGGUUUGUUCUUUUAAACCUUCAAGAGGAAAGACAUCAUUCAUCAGGUAACUGUGUGUUAAUCUUUUGUCAGGGUCGUUAUGUGGUGCAGGUCAUUUUACAGUCAUGAUUGAAUUAACUCUGAUCCCUGUAGGGACUUGUACUGUAGAGAUCAUCAUAAAAACAGUCAACACAUGAAACAACUCCGUCACCCCUACAGCAACUCAGCAUUUCUGUCUGUUAAAUGUUGAUGUAAUUUAUGCGUUUCUUUUAUUUAAGAAUUCAUAAGCUUUACUUUUAACCUAAUACUUGGGAAAUGUGUUUUUUCUGCUCUACAAACCAGGACACAGAUGAUGAUAACCGUGUCCUCUCUGAGGUGACCUCAAAUGCCAGCAGUGAUGACAUCAGUGGUGGUUGGACCUAUGAGUGGAGUCUAGUCCACAGCCUGAGUCCCGAGUGGGAACUUAAUAUCUGCGGCUCUGACAUACAAUCCAGGUUACCGUAUCUUGUAUCCUUAUUUUAGAAACUACUUUUGAGCAAGAACACUUUGCCUUGGCAGUGAGUGCAUCUAUGUCAGAAACUAACAUUGUCUCACCUCUAAGGGACCUCCAUAGAAGAGGAAUAUUACCACCAAUAGUGGUUCAAGUUUGAUCAGAUUAGAGUUGCACUAAUCAGUGUUCUUACAUUAAAUAAUUACAUCAUCAAAGUUGUCUUAUAUUUAGGGUACAGAGUGUCCUAUUCACAUACGUUUUGGUAAACCAGUUCAUAUCUUCACAGGGUGUUCUGUGUGUGCAAGAACUUCCUCACAGGAGCUUCAGAAGCACUUAGUAUAGAGACAGACAGAAGAUUUGUUUUCUCAUAUGCUGUUUUCACUGUUCACUGUUCAUUAUUGAAAUAUUUUUUUCAAAGCAAAAAUCAUCUAAAGUGUGCAAACCAUUUGACUUGAGUGAAAAACAAGGUAACACUUUACUUGACGCCAUCUCUAUAACGCAUUAUAAAUAUAUGUAUGAUGUGUUAUAAUCACGUUAUAGCACUGUAUAACUGUAGUUAUAAACACUCAUAAAUGGUCCUUAUGCUUUAUAGCAAUUAUCAUAAUACAUAAUAAAGCAUUUUAUCAUGAAUUACAAGUUAUAGUUAUACAAGUUUAUAAGCAAAUAAUAACACAUUAUGAUACCUGACCUUGUAAGUCAUGAUAAAAAGCUUUAUAAUGUGUUAUGAUUAUUGCUAUAAAGCAUUAUGAUCAUUUAUGAGUGUUUAUAACUGUAGUUUUACAGUGCUAUAACAUGAUUAUAACGCAUUAUACAUAUAUUUAUGAUGCGUUAUAGAGAUAGGUGUCAAGUAUAGUGUUACCAAAAACAGCAUACUCAAUAUCCUGCUCUUGUCCCAUAAACAAGUGUGUGUUUUGAGAUCUGUGCAGCAAGCAAUGUGCCACUAUUUUUAAGCUUGCUAUUGUUUAUACAACCUAAAGGAAAACUGAAAUUAAUGGCACCAUGGUGAGGCCUCCAAAGGCUCAAAGUAGAUCAUCCCCUUGGGAAAUAAAUUAGGAUUCACACUGGGAUUAAUGCGAACAGUGCCAUUAUAUGUUUGCAAAACAGUGCAAGGGGUAGGUGUCAGCCAAGCAGUUCAAGAAAUAGCCCUAUUUUUUUAUAUUUCCAUAUAAACGCUUGACUGUCAAAGGUCAGCGUGGUGAAAUAUUUGGUCAGUGGACAUUUCCUAAGCAUGUGGAAUACAAGAUAAACAGAGGCUUCUUUGUCCACAGGGAGUGCUCUAAUUUACACAAACAGGAGCUUUAAAUACAGUGUAUUGCUGUAUUUUUUAAUGCCCCAUAAACUCUCAUUGCAUUACAAUCCUGCAGUCUCCAGUGUUGCGCUCAAAGAUUUAGCAAGUACAUUUAGGAGGGAUUUUGACCUGAGUCACUGCAAAAUAUCCUGAGCUCUGUAGGCCCAUGCGUUCAGGAUCUUUUGCAUAGACCAGAAAUAAUAACUUGCGUUUUUUAUUUGUUUUAUUGUCUGUAUAAGUGAUUAGUUUUAUUCACUUUCCUCCAGCUCUCCAAAUCUCUGCGACAAUCCAGGCAGGAGCAGAUCCCUCAGUGCAGGGAGGAGCUGUGUGGCCCAGAGAGAUAUGACUCGGUUGGACCCUUCUCCUCAUCGUGGAACUGGAAGCUCCUGGAUGGAUGAGAGGAGGGGCAGGGACAGGUCCUGCCGCAUGUCAGGUACGUAAAAAAUACAAUACAUGUUUAAGUUUGCUGCUUUCUUUUUUUACAUAAAUUAAUCUUGAACAUAACCUCUGAUUUUCAGAGUCCGGUCGAGACAGGGAACAAGAGAGCGGCUAUUUCUCUCCAGACAGAAGAGGUGAUAGUCAGCAGCAGAUGGAGGAAGUCAACAAACGGCAGUAUCGUUACUAUGAGAGGGGACAUCCUCUUCCCAGUAACUAUACUCCUGAGCCAAAAGCAUGCGUCCCCUACAGGAACGUCAACCUGGGUGUGCCAUCCCAGCGGAGGAGUCGAGACACGUUCAUGCAAGAAUCUUGGAGAAGUGAGUCCCCUGAGAGGUACACCUACCACUCAAACUUCAGACGCAGAACGGAUUCAGAGCAGAAUUCACCAACACGGCACAGCUCUGUGAGUCCAGAUCGCUACAAGUUGAUUGAAUCUCCUGUAAUGACCCAGCGGAGAAGCUCCAUCUCCAGGAGUCAAGCCCGGUCUCACUCCACAUCACAUGGAUCCUCUCAGCUUCCAUCACACGGUCCUUCUCGACAGACAUCCGGCAGGACAAGUCCAGGCUGCAGGAGGGGGUCCACCACCUCAAGGACGGUCUCACCUUCUAGAGCCACUCCCUCUCACAGGCAUACUGACUCUUUCCAUUUGCAGAACGGGGAAUAUGAUGCACAAAAGGGAUACAGCAGAAACUCAAGGAGCCCGUCUGUAUCUUCCAACAAACACAGCUUGGAUUCUGAAAGGCUCUACAGGAACCUGGAGUCUCUCUCACGCCGUGGGUCAUCCACCAACCAGAAAAACUCAUCUGACAGAUCUCAAGCAUCUCCUCAGCCAAGAACAGCUAUCAACAGCCCGGCCAACGCUCUGUCUCGCAACAGUCGUGAGAUAUCUCCACCUAGGAACGGCUAUAGCACACACAGCCACACCCCACAGAGGGAGAGUAAAGUCAGUCCUUCUCAAGGCUCCUGGCAGGGGUCCUCACACUCCUUACUCAGCCUCCCGCCCUCUCGCGGUUCGUCGACAUCAAGACACCAGUUAAAAAGUGUUGACUCUCUCAUGCUUGGUGGUUCACUUUCACCAGUUUCACUGAUGGAAACCGAUAAAGGUAAUAGAGAAAAAAAUAACUUGAGUGGUGACAGAAGCAGGAGCAACGUGAGGAGAGGCAUGGAUGCCUUACUGAUCUCUGAACCCAAGAAGGAGGCAGUGGAAGAGGAGGAGGUAUGUGUAUCAGGUUUUAGGUGUCCUUAGCCAAACCCACCACGCGGGAGUACCUAUUGUCAGUUCCCUAAGGAUAAAAGUUACUGACUCUGACGAUCUCGACUUUUUUUGCAUCCAAGCUUUUAUUCAUACAUUGCUUCUGUUGAGGAUUGAAUAACCGCUUAAGUACUUGGUCAUUGGUUGGUUUAAAGGGAUAUUCCAGUGUAAAAUUAAUUUUGGGUGAUCAUUUCUUCAUGGAAGUGUAAUCAGACCGUGACGCUAAGGUAGAAAAACUACCACAUCUGCAGGGCAAAAUGAUUAAUAUGAUGAUUAUUACUUCAAGGAAAUGAUAAAGAAAUGAUCAUAAAUGUUCUUCCUUGAGCUGCGUCACCCCGCAGCAGUCCGUAAUGAACUGGCCUGAAGUCUCGCUACAAACAAGCGGCUGCUGCAAGAGAGUCGGUUAGUUGUGUUUAGUCUCUUUGCUAAAGAAAUUAGGCAAAGCUAAAAAGAUGUUUGGUGGCUAGUACUGUGGCUUGGACCCUAUAUGUACUGUUGAUGAAGUUAGGUGCUUUUCUGAGCAUUAUUUGUGGCUAUAGAGUGGCGUUUUGGUUGAGGUUUGUUUAUGGCUCCUCAGACCGCUGUGUAUUGCUAUCGUCGGUUGUAACUAAAGUUGGUAUAACUAGAGAAGCAAGCGGUCGGCAACAUCUCUUGAGGGGGUGUCUAACUCGGUGUUACGGUGUGUUUGACCCUAAAUUAAUUUUACGCCGGAAUAUCCCUUUAAGUUAGAAUAAAUUAGCCCGCUAUAUCAGUGAAAUAAACUGUUAAACAAAGCAAAUUUCAUUACUACUAAACAUGAGCAAGGCAUGCUAACAGUUUUUGACAUCAGCAGGACUUUGGUUUCUCUGACUCACUGAUUAUAUUAUCUCAUUAUCAUAAAAAAAACUUCAUCUUUUCAUUGUAGGUGGGGAUGACCAUGGACGACUAUAUUGUCCUGGCUGAUAUUCCAAAGAUCUAUCUGGAGUCAGAAGAAGAGCUACCUGGGCUGAAGAGGAGAAACCAGAGUCCCAGCCCGUGCAGAGAUCAGAAGCUGAGGACUUACAGGUUGGUGGUAUUGAACAGAUGUCUCAUGGUCUCUCGUAUUACGUAAGAUGUGUUACUUGUGCACUGUUUAUUUGGUGGCCAAAACAUUAGGGACAAGUACUGUAGCGUGUAAAAACUAGAGAGUGGUAAGUCCUGGAGUAGUCGCAGUGUGUAAGCCGUCUCUGCCACCAGCCAUUUGCUGCUGCAGCUUUCAAAGCCUUUAGGCACCAUCUACAGGUGAAACUAUUACAACAUAUAUGCACCGGUUGACCCAGAGGUUACAGUCCUUACCACAGUGGUUGUUGGUUCAAUUCCCAGCCAUGAAAAAUACGAGGUAAAUUAGGCCUGUUGUAUGUUCAUGUUCUGAUGAAGGAUGUAUGCAUAUUUUGUGUCUUUUCUUCAUAAUUAAUCAAUUCGUGAAGGUAUCAGGAUGAGACUGAUAUCUACGGUUCGAGGUUUGAGCAGGAUGAGAGGGGGAGAGGCAGAGAGAGGGGUAGGGACAGACGAGAGAAAUGUCGGGACUCUGAGAAUGGACGAUCAUCUCGAAGACAGUCGACAGCAUCUCCUAAAAUACAGGUGUGUUACAAUCACUGGAGCCAUCUCCACAGUUCAAUCAAUGUCAUUAGUAAAGCUUUUAAUCUGUGCUUUUUUAUGAAGACUUCAGAGUAUCAACACAGAUCUAUGAAGUCGAAGGCGCAUGCCUCCCAUGAACGUCCACAGACACAGGUGAGUUUGGUCUUGUGACUUUCAGCAUCUACUCGAAUCCCAUGAGAGUAGGAAAACAGGUCAGUUUGUUUGGGACUUCUUUAUAACUAGUUGUUCUGUGCAGAAGCAACUUGCUGUGGAAAAAGCCAGAUGUCAGCAUGUUCACAUGAUUUAUCGUCUUUAUAACUAGGUUCUAGGCCAAUUCGAGACAAUGUUUUCUGCAGAGUCGUUCCUAAAUCUUUUAAAGGGGCAGUGCAUAAAAUUUUCCAACAUUUAGCAGAAUGGACUUGGUAAUAAUGGGAUUUAAUACUUUAAAGUAUACUCCAACAUGUGUAUAAUAUAAAAAUUGUGGCUUCAGUGAUGUGAGAGGUAAGCAGGGAAGCGUUUCAAAUUUACAAUCUUGUCUCUAGAUGUUGCUAGAUAUCUAUCUUGAAAUAAAUUACUGCAAAAUGAAAAACUUAAGAUCCUAUUUCAAUGCUCUUUGUUAGCUGAAGCAAUUCAAUAGCUUCAAGAACAGUGUGUGCUAUCAAAUUUGAUAUUUUCAUCAUUUUACUUCACUCUACGUCAUUCUUUGUUCCUUUCUUUUACACACUGGACCUUGUGCCUCAUGCAUGGUAAGUUUUGCCCUUACAGAGCCUGCAUGCUUUCAGACAGUGUUAUAAUCUUUUCACUCUUCUUCUUUUACUUCCUAUUUCACCCAAUUUACCAUUUUUAACAAUGAAGUUCUGCAAAAGCUACCCACCUCUUUUAAUGUUCUCGUUUCGCAGCGUGUUUCCUUUUUCUCGUGGUUCAGUGUUAACCUUUUCUGUCUACGCUUCAUCAUGCUUCAUCAUCUUGCACGGCAUGUCUGUUUCUGACAGUUUCCGUUUCCUCUAGUUUAACCAUGAAGUGAGACACAGAAACCACAACUGAAUACUUUUAAAAGACUGCCUCUUAAUAUUUCACUGUCAGGUGCUGUUUCUAAAGGGGUGGAUGUCAAGACUGGAUGAAAUUGGCAAGGUAAAAAGAACGUUUAAAAGGCUUUUUCCUGAUUUAAAACAAUAGUCAUCAUGUAUUGCAUAUGUUUUUUCCAUUUCCUGUUUUAACCACAAUCCGACACCUUGACAGACAGCAUAAAAUACCACAAGCUAUGUGUGAAGAACUUCACAUAGCAUAAAAAUAUCAGCAGAUAUCUUUGGCAUUGACAGAAAGCAAGAACUUAGAGCUGUGCAUGUUUCUUUUGUUUUGCUCAGUGGAGGAAGCAUUGGUUUGUUCUGGGUAAUACUUCACUGAGGUACUACAGAGACUCAGAGGCUGAGGAGGUAAGACCUGUUAUGUGAUGGGAAACAAUAUGCAAAUUAGUGAAAAGCUCCUCAUUAACACCCCACAUGGAGUCAUUCAGAUGGGUUUUGUGCGGGUUUAAUUAUUCUUCUUUGGUGUUCGAGUCACAAAUGUUUGCAACUUGACUAAAUAAGUACUGUUUUUUUGCUGCAGUCAGAUGAUGUGGACGGAGAGAUCGACCUGGCAUCAUGUGUGGAUGUGUCAGACUGUGAUGUAGAGAAGCACUAUGGACUCAAAAUACAAGUAUGUAUUUGCUGUUCUUGUGUUUUGCUCAUUUGCUGCUGAACAACAGACCUUGAGACAGACAGACAGUUUGAUGGCCCUCAUACACUUCCCCCCCUUUUCUACAUCAGUGGCAUGUUUGGCUGCUUCCUGUUUGACUCUGUGUGUGUCUGUGUGCAUAUCUUUACACUGUCUUUUGAUCUUCUCCAGACAAAGAGAGCAGUGUUCACUCUCUCUGCUGUAACCUCCAGAAUACGGCAGAACUGGGUGAAGUUACUAAAGCAGGCGAUUCAGAGCAACGCACAGUGAGUCUGGUCUUUUUUACUGUGAGAGAGUGAUGUAAGAAGUAUUCAGAUGCGAUAACUAAGUAAAAGUUGCAGUCUCAAUACCAAAAUGUACUAAAAAAUAGAAGUUAAGAGUACUCAAUGCUGUGAAGGCAGGAUAAGGGCCUGUGUCCAGUAACAGCUGUUAAUAGCAGUGCCCACAAUCCCAUUUCCAAAGCACUUCUCUCUAUCUCUUAAUGCUGUUAGGUUAUUAUAGUUGUCCCACUUCCCAAAAUAUUGGCUGUUUAGUGCGUAUAAAAAAGUUUUGUAUACUUAAUUUUUGCUUUUAUGAAAUAAGGUUGUAAACCUCAAUGAAGUUGUGAAACAACAACACCAGAAAUCUUAUCAGUACAUCAAUUCUAACCUGUGAACUGUACCCUUGAGCAAAACAAGUGAGGUUAGUUUUUUUUUUUACAAAUGGACCACUGCCAUUGCUGUGGACAAAGUCGAUAUCAGGAGUCCCCUCUUUUCUUGAUUUUGGUCGGUUGGCGGUGGAGAAGUGACACGAACAAGUGGAUUGUUUCUCCAAAAGGUUAAUUGUUUUUAAUGAGAGCUUAGCAACAAAAAACAGCUGAUGUUGAGGGUGAAGUUAAUUGCAUUGAUUUGUGUAGAGAAUAGAAUAGAUGACAUGAAAAAUACCAUCACUGGACACAUGCCCUUACAGAGUAUGUUAAAAAAAAUGAUAAUAAAAAAUAAGUUAAAAUUCACUUCAGGAGCUUCCGGUUGUUGGUUUUGCUGUCAGUGCGAAAGUAAAUUAUACCAAGUACAUUAUUGUCAUUCAUAAUUUUCAUCUUUUAACAUUGACGAAUUAUUGUUAGUUAUCAUAAAAUACUGAAAAAAGUGUGUUCUAGCUGCGAAUACUUAUUUUUUAGACUUUCAUGUAGCAAAUUGUGCCAAACUCCUUGAUACUUUUCGAACAAUGGUCUUUAAUUUGACCUGAAAAUUCCCGAUCACCUCUAUGAAAUGCAGACAAUGUGAUUGGGUGGUCUAUCUGUAACAAACCCCCUUAUCAUCUUUCUUCUGAUGUGUAACUCUACCCUUGUGUCUCUCCCUCAUUCUGCCUUUAGCCAAUCAGACACCAGCAGUGAGAAAGCGAACCCCCUCUCCCGGAGACCGUCUCCAUGCCAACCCCCUGCUCAGUACACCUGCGAGGACUCAGCCUAUGAGCAUACCACUGCCACCUACACCACCACGGCUGCAAACUCCCAUCAGGCCAACCACCAUUACGGCCAACACGACCACCAAACAGCAGACAGAGACCAAGUCGCAGCUCCAGCCAGUCAGAGAGAGGAGGGGGAGGGCUGGGACCGGGAACAAGCAAAGCGAUUGGAGGAGAGGAACAAAUGGUUUGAGGAAGGGGUCCCACUCAGCGAGAUGGGCAGCAGGUGGGACUCCAUGGAGCUGAAAAAGGGGAGUGUACCUGUGCCUCUCAUUGAGACCAUGGAUUCAGAGGUCAGUAGGAAAUGGGCGGAAUUGGAGACCCUGUCAUUUAGGGACAUAAGUGCACAGUCUCUCAUUGGAACCCAGGCCUAUGAGUCCAGCACUCCUCAGGAAUCUCAGACUCUCAACAUCCCCCAGACUAAUCAAAUGAGCCCAGAGGAGGCCAAAUGCUCUGUCCCUGAAUCAGAAUGUGGUUUUUCACAGUCAUCUAUAAAUGGAGCCCAAACUAUUCAAACAAACACAGCUGAAGCACUUCAAAAAGAGGUAAGAAAGAAAAGUCAUUCCAUAUGAAACUUUAAAAGUAUUGAGCUGAAACACACAAGUGAUGAGAAAUUAUGUAAAAUCCAAAAGCUUUAUUCAUCACAUAUGUCCCGACUUUCUCAUACGGUCCCCAGGCUCUCUCUCUUCGAAAGCAGGUGGAGAGUAUAAAGAGGGAGCGUGCAGCCAUGGGAAUAGAGGUGGACAGCCCUUGUGGCCCUGGGGCACCUUGCAGGGCCAAACUAGAAGCAAUGGAAGUAGCCCAUCAGAAAGCACUGCAAGAGCUGCAGGUGAGACACACGAAGGAGUUCAGGGAGCUGGAGCAGCAGAGAGACAAGAUGCUGCAGGAAGAGAGACAGGCCGCUUCGAAAGGUAAGAAUGAGAGAGUGUGCUACAUUUGUGGUCCAUGCAAAUGGAUAUUUCUGUGUGUUUUUUUAAUGCUGUUUGGAAAAAGCAACAACAGACUAACUUACCUUUAACUAACCCCUUCCUAAAGCCAUGGAGGAAUUAAAAGCAUAUCACAGAACACAGCUGGAGGGAGAGUUGGAUAAGGCAAGCAGGAAGGAAGGAAGAACUCUGCAUGGGGAAACCCCGUCUAAAGGCCACUUGUAAGUUUAUUAGUUUCAAUCUGCCAUCAGACUGGGACAGAGUCUUGCUGUCUCAUAUACUGCAGGCCAAAGAUGUUCUCCACUCCAUCAUGACCCACAGCAUAAUACUGCAUUAUAAUCUACUUGGUGAUUGGUGUGUUUGUGUGUGUUAGGCCUCAGGCAGACAUCCUGCACAGUGAGUUAGAUGUGCUGUCGGAGAGAUAUUCUCAGACCUGCCUGCAGCUGAGCCACACGGAGCAAUUCAGCAAGAGCCGAGAGAGUGAGCUCAGUCACAAGGAGAGAGAGCUGCAGCAGCUCAGAAGAGAGAACCAGGUUUAUACUCAGGACUAUCACAUGUCAUAACACGAAAUUACAUAUAAAAAAUAAAUAAAAUAUACUAUGCUUCAGCCUGGUGAAUACAGUAUUUAGGUUCAUAAGGUGUUUCUUCAUCUGAGCUAAAAAAAAAAUCUCUUUCCAGGAGCUUAAAGCCAAACUGGCAGAAGAAAUCAGUCGCAUGCGUUAUUUCAUCACAGGGCAGAAGUCGGACACAGUAACUCUUUCCAACACUGAGCGCUCUUCAUCAGAAGUUGAGGUAUUAGUAGCACUAAGUUCAUUUUUACUGUGCUCUAUUGUUUUUGAAAAUAGUUAAUUUAUAACUAUAUUAUCCUUUCACUGAUCCCAACCCACUCCUGUUAAAUACACUUGUGAGGACAAAUGUUGUCAGUGCUGUCGUCAUAGAGAGGCAGAUAAGUACCAUUGGAUGAUUUUGCUGAGGGGGGGUUUAAUUCCUCUCUAGUUAAACUAAUUCCUGUAAACAAUUUGAUUAUUUGUAAUCGAUUAAGUGCCCUCCUGUUGUAACAAUAGAAAGCAUUGUUUUAUUUGUCAGCUGUCCUGGUUGGUGUCAGACAUCUGUGGUCAGACAUUAGCAUAAGUGUAGCUCAUGCUGCCACCUACUGCUGGAAUCACCAUGAAUUUUUUGAGCACUGUCCAACAUUAUCUACUCUGAUGAAGUGACAGGUUUUGCAGGAACAAAACCUAAGAAUCCGAAGCGAACAAAAUUGAAAAAUAACAUUUAAAAAAAAUAAAAUAAAAAUCAUUUUUUUUAAAUGCUACCAGUAAAAUACACAUAGCGUUGGAAGUAUUUCUUAGAGGAAGCAAUCAUCAUACCCAUUAUGCUUUUUUUAUUUUACUCAAUGCAAUGAUAAAUAGUAAGAAGCAUUUUAUGAUUAAUUUUUUUUUCAAACAGAAAACAUAUGAAGUUUAAAAACUCUCAAUUUAUGUACAGAUACCUAAGUAGGCGAGAUACCUAAGUAGGCCUGCACUCGAAAACAGUAAAUAUGUUCCUGCUAUCACAAAAAGUGACUCACCAUCUGUAUACAAUAGAAACAGUAUAUUUUCUCUAUUUGUCUUUCAGGUAUUACUCAGAGCAAAGGAUAAUGAGGUCCAGUAUCUCAAAAAAGAAAUCUCCUGUCUACAAAAUGAAGUUCAGUCUCUUACUAAGGUGUGUUUUUGAUAUGACAAUUAGUAACACUUGUACACUCAUGCACAACACUGAUCUACACGGUUAAAUUGUAUUCCAUAUUUUUUCUAAACUUUUCUCUAGGAGAGAGACGCAGCUUGUGAGCGAUGUAAGGCGGCCUAUGUGGAGUUGAGUGAAUUAAAGGGUCGCAGCAGGUUGGAGACGGGCUCCCUCGAUGAACACUUGAGACUGGCCAAUGCUGUACUUCAGGAAGGAACCAGAAACACCUGA